This is a messenger RNA of Morone saxatilis (striped sea-bass), 4239 nucleotides long. Its product is annotated as collagen alpha-1(XXIII) chain-like. The coding region runs from base 378 to 2198 and encodes 606 amino acids. The transcript has 32 exons. Lineage: Eukaryota; Metazoa; Chordata; Actinopteri; Moronidae. The record is from RefSeq and is a predicted model, not a curated record.
UCAACUAGUUGAACAUGCAACUUUUAGGGAGGCAAACAAUUGGACCCAUUGGUAGUUGCAAUUGCACCUCCAUGCAGGAUACUCCCCAACAAGAAACAACGACCUUGAAGUUAGUAAGCGCCUCUUCUCUGGUUGGCAUCCAGAUCGCUCCCAUCUGUGCCUUGCGUAAACCCGGUGCGCACUGCUGCUGCGUCUUGUUCAAGACUAAUUUAAGACAGCGCUUUGAACCCCGAGUCUAGUGUUCUGGAGUUAGUGAAUGUGUUAGAUUCCCUUCUUAGUUAGUGCACGGAGCCUGAUUACAUUUUGGCUGCAGAACUAAACCAACAAAAACAAGUUGUUUUCUUUUCAUCAAGAGGACUCUGAAGCAGGAUUUCAGCAUGGAUACAGCCAACGGCUCCAACGGGAAAAGUAAGCCGGUGUGUCAGUGUGCGCCCAAGUCCGCGGUCCAGCGGUGGCUCCCAGGUUUCCCCGUCGCUUUGUGCUUGCUGAUGUCCCUGAGCUCCGUCACCGUGUGUCUUCUGAUGAGCUUCAAGACCCAGCAGCUGGAGUACCGACUGCAGAUGGAGAUGAACAAAGCGUCCGUAUUCCACCCGCCGCACAGGGCUUUUCUAAACGAGGAUGGGACCCUAAUUCCAGAGCUGAGCGCCCCAAUAGGAAGGCUUGUGGACGAGAAAGUGGUGGUGCUGAUGCCGAAGUUGAGGACAACUAGGGAUGUUGGCCAAGAGUGCUCCUGUCCUCCAGGGCCUCCGGGGAAGCGUGGAAGGAUGGGAAGAAGAGGGGAACCUGGACCUCCAGGCAAAUCUGGACGGGAUGGAUACCCGGGUCCACUUGGCUUGGAUGGGAAACCAGGUUUACCAGGUCUCAAGGGAAGUCAGGGACCAGCUGGACCCAAGGGAGAAAAGGGUGACCAAGGAGACAUCGGGCCAAGGAUGGUCUUCCCCCGAUAUGACCAUGGCUUUCUCUCUGGAGAGCAGUCCAACAGCUUCCAGAGACGCUUUCUGAAGGGUGACCAAGGCCAGGCUGGACCUGCUGGUCCUCCUGGUCCCCCAGGUCCCCCCGGUCCGAGAGGCCCCCCUGGGAACACAGGAAAGGACGGGCCACGUGGCCCUGCUGGAGAGCCGGGUUUUCCAGGUCGAGAUGGCGUUGAGGGGUCACAGGGAUUGCCUGGGAAGCCGGGCGAAGAUGGUGAGCCUGGAUAUCCUGGACCACAGGGUCCUCCAGGAGCAAAGGGCGCGCCAGGUAUAGGAGAAAAAGGAGAGCGAGGCAUGGAUGGACUCCCAGGAUUAAAGGGAGACAAAGGGGAAGUAGGAGAGCAAGGACCACAAGGACCCAUGGGUUUUUCUGGUGAAAAAGGCGCCACAGGCUCCUCAGACAUCAUUGACUUCAAUGGGAAGCUUCUAGAUGCUUUCCAGGCCAUCAACACCAUCAGUGUUUCGGGCCCACCUGGACCACCUGGACCCCCAGGCUAUCCAGGGGAAAAGGGUGAGCUUGGUUUACCUGGACCAGCAGGAGUUGAUGGGGAGAAGGGACCUAAAGGUGAAAUUGGUGAGACAGGACGACCUGGCGAGAGAGGAGAGAAGGGAGAGAUGGGUCUCUCUGGGCCUACUGGUAUGGACGGACACAAAGGAGAGAAAGGCGACUGCAGAAUGGACGACAACCUGGUUCAGAUGAUUUCUCAGCCAGGCCCACCUGGCCCACCCGGCCCACCAGGGGUUCCUGGUUCCCCUGGAUCCAUGGGGCUGCACGGAAUGCCUGGUCCUAAGGGUGAGCCUGGAUAUGGGAUGAAGGGAGAGAAGGGGGACGCUGGCCCUCCUGGACUCCAAGGAUUAGACGGCCCCCAAGGAUUACCUGGGUCUGCAGGGUUAGUGGGACUUCCAGGUGCAAAGGGAGAAAAAGGCAGACCAGGAGAGCCUGGACUGGAUGGUUUCCCAGGUCUGAUGGGAGAGAAAGGUGACCGAGGGGAAAGAGGAGAUAAGGGUGACAGGGGAACAGUGGGGAAGAGAGGUCUAAAGGGCCAGAAGGGAGAACAGGGUCCUCCAGGCCUGGACCAGCCGUGUCCUGUGGGUUGUGAUAAGACUAAAGGUCUGUCUGAAGGGGCAGGGCUUUCUUCCCCUCCACCUAUUUCUCCUUCCGGCCCUGAGGCCCCCUGUCCUGUGGGACAUGAUGGGAUGCCCAUACCUGGCUGCUGGCACAAGUGAUGUGACUAACCAGCAGCAUGGAAUCUGUAUAUAUUGAUAUGGUAUAUAUUGGAAUUGAAUACUUCACCAACAACCCACUCCCUUUUUUUCCCUUUUUUUCAUAAAACGUUUUAUAUAAUAUAUUGAGAUUUUUUUUUUUUUUAACAAGGACAUUUUUGAAUCUACAGUAUUAUGAAAACUUUUUUUAAACUCUAGAGAUCCAGUGUUGAGUGAAUGCAGCCAUGGUUUUAAAGAGAAGAAACUGAACUGGCAGUGGGACUCUUACUUUGAAGGACAGUCCAGAUGACAGUCUAGCUGCCUUACUAACAAAGUCUGACUUGCUGCCUGAUUGUAAUCAUGAACGCUGUACGGAUAUGACGGUGUGUGCACUUACCCAGUCUCACUCUCGUGGAUGGAUGGAUGCAUGGAUGGAUGGACAGAUCUGCUGGCUGUGGCAGAUGGAGGAAUGUGGGUCAGUACUCUCUUCUCCUCUCUCUGUUUUCUAAAAAAGGAGGAAAUGGCGAGACAGAAGCUCAAACGCAAGCGUCUCUCUCAGCCCUGAAGGGGGUGCGGGGCCCGGUGGAGAAAGGACACGUAGACAGGCAGAGAGCACAAAGGGGCUUGACUGGCCUUUAUGAAGCAGAGCGUAAUGCCUCAGUGUCACACUGAACACUCAGAUCCUCCGUUACGGAAACUCUCCAGGAGGUGGGGAGGGGCGACAGACAACACUGCAUCUUCACAUUCACCUGAGAAGACAAGACACACCUGUUGGUUGGCUGGUGAUGUUGGGCAAUAGCUUGAUAACCAGUAAAAAAGUUAUUUGGGAGUCACUGACGUCACUGGCACAUAAGGAAGGAUUUACUGCACAGAUACGUUGAACAUGUUGUGACGAUCUCUUCUAUGGCUCUUUUAUAAAAAAGGUUUUCACUAAUUAAAUGCAUGAUCAUAACGAGACACAGUAGCAUCCUGACAGCUUGUACGACUUGUGGUCCCUCAUUGAAACCUCAAACGAUUCAUUUCAUUUACAAUAAGCAGUCUUUGAUAGUCUUUCCAUUCGAACAAGCCAUUCAGAAAAGUCAGUAAGUCUACCUUUUUUAUGGCUUACACUUGUGGCCGUGGUAACUUGUGUGUUGUUUUGUUUUAUUUUGUUAUAUUCUUACCUGUUUUUUGUCCAGUUACAUUUUGCAUUCCUGUGCAUUGCCAUGUUUGUGGAAUAUAUCGAUAGUGAAACUUAAAGGCCAGAUCUGAAGGAACCAUUUUCAGUAUUCAUGAUACAGUGUUUCAGUUGUCUUGACAAAUGAUUGCCAAUCAAAAUAUUUCCUUAAUAAUUUUCAGUGUCUGAUCAUUAUCUUUUAAUCUCUGAUCAAUACAUGUUUAAAUAAUGACAGUUUAUCUGGACAACAGUGUAAGUUCUUGCUGCUGACUUAAAUGUGUGUUUGUUUGAUAUUUUUGAAUCAAUAUUUGUCAUUUCGACUGAAGGACUAACAGACUAAAGUAUGAAAUUUCAAUCAAAUGUAUAGACAACUGUUCUUUUCUGAGGGUAAUUAUUAAUUUUCAUUCAGUAAUACGCCUUAGCACAGUGGUUCUCAAUUAUUUUGUGUGUAUGUUUUCUUUCAAAUAUCACAAAAAGUUUGUGUCUUUGCUAUCAGAUGACUUUUAUUGGUGUGUUUUGGUCUUCGUGAUACAUUUUUCUCAGAUGGAAUCAUUUCUUGGUGCUUAAAUACUUUUAUGUACCGUUUUUAAAGCUCUACUCUGCAUAUUAUAUAUGUGCAGAACCACACACGUCCACAGAUACACGUGCAUUGUUUAAAGAAAUGUUGAACAUAGAAAAAAACUAAUUUUCAGAUAUUUGGCUGCAUGUAUGCAGGACAGAGAUUUCUCAUUAUUUGGUUCUGUUUACAUGGACAAAAAUACAAACACAUGAAAGGAAAAAUGUGUUCAGGUUUCUUAGUGGUUAGUUUCUGUUUAUGCUACAUUGAUAUUAGUUGCACUUUUUGAUACUAUAUGAAAAAUAUUCAGCAGUUAUCUUUUUUUUCAAAGGCAGAAUCCAUAUUCAGGUUAA